Phytophthora sojae is the source of this 657-nucleotide messenger RNA. RefSeq lists its product as hypothetical. The coding region runs from base 1 to 657 and encodes 218 amino acids. The transcript is spliced from 3 exons. NCBI's taxonomy places the organism in Eukaryota, Oomycota, Peronosporomycetes, Peronosporales, Peronosporaceae. The record is from RefSeq and is a predicted model, not a curated record.
AUGGCGCUGGCGGCCAAGCAGGGUUCUGGAAAACCCGGGUUUUUGACAGAAAUCGGAUGGCUGCAGGACGUGGAGCAGCAGCUCCAGCGCGUGAAGCAAGUCGUGCAGCUGCAUGUGAAGCUCGCGGAGGCUGCAGUGAAGGUGAAAGCCACGACGUUCGCGGUGCCGGUGCUCACAUCGUAUCAGGCGAUGUCCCAGAAGCCGUCUUGGCUGAUUCAACUUGUGGGGGACUUGACUGACGUCCAGAACGCGGCAAAGGACACGGAUCUGGCCCGCGUGCUCUCGCCUGUGGAGAAAUGCCGUGAUGAUCUGAUAGUUUAUUGCAGUCGCAACGACCGCGACGCAUUAGAUGACAUGUCGAAUUACGUGGUUUUGAUCGGAGGACAUCGUGGAGUACAGGCAAAUCGAUUGCUCCCGUACCUUCUAACGUUGCUGCGGAAAUUUAUCUGCGAUUAUGUCGACUACACCCUCAGGCAGGAUGUUGUAGGAGAAGCACCACGCAGCGCAUCCCAGUGGGUCCAGUUCAGUGAGAUUGGCGUCGCAUUGGCAAACUCGAUGUGUCGUAUACCUCCACCGUCAGGGGUCGAGUACGCUGGGACUGUUUUGAAAGAAGGGGCCUACACGGGGUCGAAGGUGACUGGGUGUUUAGACGAGUGA